CAGUUCAAGAUGGUAGCCCGCACUCAACUAUGAGUAUGAUGUCUGCGAUAUUGUCCCACGAUCCACAAUUACAAGUGCUAUCGCCUGUCAAACGAAAGAAUUCGACUUUACUACCAUCCAUUAGAGACCCUCCACCCAAAUUUAUCGAGAACUUCAAUUCGAGAUCUAACCGAUUCUCAAAACUAGACAACAAAUAUGCCCACAAGAGUUGCGGAGAGUUCCUGGGAUCCAGAGAGCACGGAUUAAGGCGGCAGACUGGAGGAGCUCUUCUCCACAGAAGUGAGAAUAUAAUAUCCUGGGGCUGCUCUCCUAAACCUGACAACUACAUGCCGCGCACAAGAAGUACCUACACCUCCCCCACUCAACACACCAACACUGAGACAGCCCGGAGACGGAGGUUCCACAGACGGGUCGUACCUCCAACUACCGCCUACAAUCUCUCAACCUCCACCUCUUGUUGGGACCCAGAUCCUAAACAUACAACGCAGUACAAGGUUUUAGCUGAGACACAACACAGACUUCAGCAGCCAAACACCUGGAAAUACAGCACCCACGCCGACUACAAACUAUCUGAUCUCAGGAAAAUAAAAUAGACUGCAGGACUUUCGAUGAAUAUUGAAUGAGAUAACUAGAAUUUAAUGCAUUAUUGUCAAUGUGAUUAUUAUACUUUUAGUACACACUAGUCAUAUACGACGUUAGAAUUCUGUUGUUGACAUAUCUUGAUUCCUCCUUGGGUAACUGACAUGUGAUUUGUGAGCUGUUGAUAGUUUGAUGGUUGAUAGGGUGGGCUGUGUAAACAGGAUGGGUUGAGUAAAUCAGGUGUGACCUAAUAUUUAGUCUCUAGCUGACUUUUAGAGUUCUCGUUGAAACUUUCUCUUUGAAUGACGAUAUUAUUUCCCACUGAUUACUAGGAUUAUACUAUUAUUUCCACUGAUUACUAGGAUUUUUAUUUUUGAUUUGAUGAUCACCUCUAUUUUUGAAUGAGCAGGAAUUUCUGGUUCUUUAAUGAACUGACUGCAUUGAUGAUUUUACACAAUAUUUUUUCUGGAAUGCAUUGGUCAUGUGAAUUGUGAAUGUUUUGUACAUAGUCAACUAUUUUGUUAUGUGUUAUAUUUCUCUCAAUAUUUG
Molecule: messenger RNA, 1128 nt
Organism: Bolinopsis microptera
Lineage: Eukaryota; Metazoa; Ctenophora; Tentaculata; Lobata; Bolinopsidae
Exons: 5
Coding region: 30-593 (187 amino acids)
Source: RefSeq, a predicted model, not a curated record